This is a messenger RNA of Ochlerotatus camptorhynchus, 1646 nucleotides long. It is a transcript of the gene ND-51, whose product is annotated as NADH dehydrogenase (ubiquinone) 51 kDa subunit. The transcript has 4 exons. The record is from RefSeq and is a predicted model, not a curated record. Gene Ontology annotation, molecular function: NADH dehydrogenase (ubiquinone) activity; 4 iron, 4 sulfur cluster binding; NAD binding. NCBI's taxonomy places the organism in Eukaryota, Metazoa, Arthropoda, Insecta, Diptera, Culicidae. Gene Ontology annotation, biological process: mitochondrial electron transport, NADH to ubiquinone. The coding region runs from base 127 to 1584 and encodes 485 amino acids.
UUUUCCAAAAUCGCGAAAUAAGUGAAAACAUUCAAACGAAGACGACUACAAACAGCCAUACGCAGUCGAGGUUCCAUUGUUCUGCGGAAAAAGUUAUAGCUUUGGUGCUGAAAUCAACCUUCUAGCAUGGCAAACGCUAUGGUGCGUUUAAAUUCGCUUCCGCGUCAGCAGAUUGCGGCCCUCGUUCCGGCGCUGAGAGGUGCCUGUGCCUCGUCGGUAGUCGCAUCUAACAAGCAACAGGUCCGACAUCAAUCCGCUCAGGCUUCGGCUCCACCACCGCAAACGAAAACGAAGUUUGGACCGCUUGCCGAUCAGGACCGUAUCUUUACUAACCUGUACGGACGUCACGAUUGGCGUCUCAAGGGAGCCCUCAAGCGAGGCGAUUGGUACAAGACCAAGGAGAUCCUGAAUAAGGGAACUACGUGGAUCAUCAAUGAGAUCAAGGUCUCUGGUCUGCGUGGUCGUGGUGGUGCUGGUUUCCCAACCGGUAUGAAGUGGUCCUUCAUGAACAAGCCAUUCGAUGGACGUCCAAAGUACUUGGUGGUGAAUGCCGAUGAGGGUGAACCAGGAACCUGUAAGGAUCGUGAGAUCAUGCGCCACGAUCCACACAAGCUGAUCGAAGGUUGUCUUAUUGCUGGUCAUGCUAUGGGAGCUCGCGCUGCCUAUAUCUACAUCCGUGGCGAGUUCUAUAAUGAGGCAUCCAAUAUGCAGCUGGCCAUUGCUGAAGCUUACCAAGCUGGUUUGAUUGGCAAGAACGCCUGUAACUCCGGCUUUGAUUUUGAUGUCUUCAUGCACCGAGGUGCUGGAGCUUACAUCUGCGGUGAAGAGACUGCAUUGAUUGAAUCACUUGAAGGAAAGCAAGGUAAACCUCGUCUGAAGCCCCCAUUUCCAGCUGAUGUUGGUGUCUUUGGAUGUCCUACGACUGUAUCCAAUGUUGAAACGGUUGCCGUUGCACCAACAAUCUGUCGUCGAGGUGGAGUUUGGUUCGCCAGUUUUGGACGCACCCGUAAUUCGGGAACUAAGUUGUACAACAUCUCUGGCCAUGUCAAUACUCCUUGCACUGUCGAAGAGGAAAUGUCAAUCCCGUUAAAGGAACUGAUUGAACGCCAUGCCGGUGGAGUUACCGGUGGAUGGGAUAAUUUGCUGGGCAUUAUCCCAGGUGGUUCGUCGACUCCUAUUAUCCCGAAGAAUGUUUGCGAUGACGUUUUGAUGGACUUUGAUGGGCUGGUUCAGGCUCAAACAUCACUCGGAACGGCCGCCAUCAUUGUGAUGGACAAGUCGACUGAUGUCAUUAAGGCCAUUUCGCGGCUGAUCGAUUUCUACAAGCACGAGAGUUGCGGCCAGUGCACACCGUGCCGCGAGGGUAUCGCUUGGAUGCAUAAGAUGAUGCAUCGCUUCGUCAGUGGAAAUGGCCGCCCGGAAGAGAUCGACAUGCUGUGGGAAAUUUCAAAGCAGAUCGAAGGCCACACCAUUUGUGCUUUGGGUGACGGCGCAGCUUGGCCAGUCCAAGGUCUUAUUCGUCACUUCCGGCCGGAAAUCGAGGCGCGUAUGAAGAAGUAUGAGCAGCAAGUCGUCAAGCAAUGAAAUGUCAAUGAAACUUUUCCAGAGAGGAAUAAAUCAUAAUAUGAUUGUUAGAAAUUGAUAAA